Manduca sexta (tobacco hornworm) is the source of this 685-nucleotide messenger RNA. RefSeq names its product zinc finger protein 706. The record is from RefSeq and is a predicted model, not a curated record. Bases 340 to 573 code for a protein of 77 amino acids. Lineage: Eukaryota; Metazoa; Arthropoda; Insecta; Lepidoptera; Sphingidae. The transcript is spliced from 3 exons.
GACGUUGCAUGAGUACGAAAAUUUAUUACUUUUUUUUCUUGAAACUGAUAGACUGACAUGAUUGCCACUCGCCACUCCACUUCGUGUCUGACCAUCCGAUCUCUUUGGUCCGAUUCGAGUUCCGACUCAUCUGUCAAUCAAUCAAUUCAUUUCAUUCAUCCUUAUACUUCAUGUAAAGUUGCUUUGUUCGUUGCUAAUAGCCACGGUGGUUCGUGUUUGUUGUGAUCAGCAUCUUGACAAUCGCCUGAAUCGGCUGCUCGACGCCUCCCGCAGCCCGCGGCGCCCGGAACUGGCUUGACUUCGUGAUUCACUAGUGGUAGCUGUGUACAGUUGCGCACAAUGGCACGAGGACAGCAGAAAAUCCAGUCACAGGCGAAAGCAGCCGAAAAAAUGUCCAAAAUGAAGAAACAGCAGGGACACAGCGCAACUGAUCAGAAAAAAGCCGCCCAAAAGGCUCUGGUUCAUGUGUGCGUCGUUUGCAAGGCACAGAUGCCUGACCCCAAGACUUAUAAGCAGCAUUUUGAAAACAAGCACCCCAAAAAUGAUCUACCAGAAGACCUGAAGGCCAUCUAACACAACAAUGUUUCUGUAGUCUAACAUUUUAUUUUUAUUCAUAAGUACUGUAAAAAUAACUUUCCUUUUUUCAAUUUGCAUUUGUUUAUUUUAUUAAAUCAAAUUGUUUCUA